Molecule: messenger RNA, 1845 nt
Organism: Aspergillus welwitschiae
Lineage: Eukaryota; Fungi; Ascomycota; Eurotiomycetes; Eurotiales; Aspergillaceae
Product: putative sulfate/molybdate transporter
Exons: 1
Coding region: 49-1365 (438 amino acids)
Biological process (GO): molybdate ion transport
Molecular function (GO): molybdate ion transmembrane transporter activity
Source: RefSeq, a predicted model, not a curated record
CCUCUAUUCUUCCCUCCUCAUCUUUACUCCCUCUACAACUUCAUCACCAUGAACCUCCGCCAAAUCAACGCCCACAACCUCUCCACCUUCCGCCACCACUAUGUCUCCGAGAUCUCUGGCUCCCUCGGCGACCUGGGCACAUUCCUCCCCAUCGCCAUCGCUCUAGCCGUCAACAACACCGUCUCCCUCUCCAGCACGCUAAUCUUCUCCGGGCUCUUCAACAUUCUCACAGGCAUUUUCUUCGGUAUUCCCCUACCCGUCCAACCCAUGAAAGCCAUCGCCGCCGUCGCCAUCGCCCGCACCUUCACCAACGGCGCCAUCGCAGCAGCCGGCCUCUUCGUCGCAGCCUUCAUCCUCCUCUUCAGCGUAACCGGCCUCCUCACGCGCUUCGCCAACGCCAUCCCCAUCCCCAUCAUCAAAGGAAUCCAAGUCGGCGCCGGCCUCUCCCUCAUCAUUGCCUCCUGCAACUCCCUCCUCAACAACCUCUCCUGGCUCUCCCCCUCCUGGGCCGACAACCGUCUCUGGGCCCUCGCCGCAUUCUGCUUCCUUCUCUUCACCACCGUCUACCGCACCGUCCCCUACGCCCUCCUCGUCUUCCUCCUCGGUCUCAUCUUCGCCCUCAUCCUCUCCACUCUCGCCUCCGACCUCCCUUCCCUCUCCCUCUGGCACCCUUACACCGUCCUCCCCUCCCCAUCAGACUGGUCCACAGGCAUCCUCGACGCCGGAAUCGGCCAGAUCCCCCUCACAACACUCAACUCCAUCGUCGCUGUCGUCCACCUCGCCCAUGACCUCCUCCCCACACACACCAACUCUUCACACCUCAACGUCACCUCCAUCGCCCUCAGCGUCUCCGCUAUGAAUCUCCUCGGCUGCUGGUUCGGCGCCAUGCCCGUGUGCCACGGCUCUGGCGGCCUGGCGGCGCAGUACCGCUUCGGGGCGCGUUCCGGCGCCAGCAUCAUCUUCCUUGGUGUGUUUAAGCUCGUGAUCGGGGUGUUCUUUGGUGAGUCGCUGGUCGGUUUGUUGAAGCGGUUUCCUACGGCCUUGCUGGGCGUUAUGGUUAUUGCGGCAGGAAUGGAGUUGCUUAGUGUUGGGGAGAGUUUGAACACCACGGGUGCGAGGGAUAUUCGGAAGGCGGUUGCAGGCCAGGGGGGCUUGACGGGCGAGGAUAUGGGGCCUAUGUUGAGUGAUUUUGAGAGGAAGAAGAGGUGGAUGGUAAUGAUGGUUACGGUAGGCUUGUUGGUUGGGUUUAAGAAUGAUGCUGUCGGGUUCUUGGGGGGUUUGUUGUGUCAUUGGGCUUUUGAGAUUCCGGCGGCGGUAGAACGGGGGUUGACGAGGUGGAGAGAGGGGAGAGUGAGGUUGGAGUAGAUUGGGUAGGUGGGUGUUAUUAUGUAGUAGGGGAGGGGAGGAGGUGGUGAGUGUGUAUAUAUGAGGUUUGGCUUUGGUUAUAUGACAUUGAUGAUGUGUGAUGACGAUAUGAUAAAAAUGUCUGUGAUUGCAUUGCAUGUUGCGGUUCUGUGUCUGUCUGCAUUGAAAGUGCUAUGCUGUUAUAUAGCUUGGUCUAAGCAAGGAUGCUUUAUUUCUAUACUCUAUAUCAGUCUAUCUCUAUCUCUAUGUCUAGUCUAUCUCUCUAUACACUGUAUAUGCAAACAACUGUACAAUCUAUCCUCUGGGUCAGGGUACUGACCCAACAACUUCAACAACCCAGCUCAUCCAUCUCCCAUCCACUUGCACCCCCUCGCUCUCAAGUCACCCGACACACCGGCACAUCCCCAACAUCCGUAUGCCUUACUCUACUCCGCCUUCUUCGAAGCCUUUGUCCGAAGCUUCAUCAAUGCGAACACCAAC